Camellia sinensis is the source of this 3280-nucleotide messenger RNA. RefSeq names its product coatomer subunit gamma-2. NCBI's taxonomy places the organism in Eukaryota, Viridiplantae, Streptophyta, Magnoliopsida, Ericales, Theaceae. The record is from RefSeq and is a predicted model, not a curated record. Gene Ontology annotation, molecular function: structural molecule activity. Gene Ontology annotation, cellular component: COPI vesicle coat; endoplasmic reticulum-Golgi intermediate compartment; endoplasmic reticulum. Gene Ontology annotation, biological process: endoplasmic reticulum to Golgi vesicle-mediated transport; intracellular protein transport; intra-Golgi vesicle-mediated transport.
GGUCCACUCCACCUUCUUAUAAACCCUCUUCUCUACUCAAACUUCAGCACUACGUAUAGGGGGAGAUCUGCAAUUCUUCUUCUACUUCACUCGCGCAUAUAUAUAUUUGGAGAGAGAGAGAGAGAGAGAGAGAUCUGCAUUUUUUCGCUCGUUCGGCCAAAUCGAGCUUUACAUCCCUUUUAUAUCGAUCAACACCUCACAGAUCGCUUCAGAAUCCGAGAUCUUUCAAUGGCUCAACCUCUCGUAAAGAAGGACGACGACCGAGACGACGAAGCGGAGUACUCUCCCUUUCUUGGGAUCGAGAAGGGUGCGGUCCUUCAGGAAGCAAGGGUUUUCAAUGAUCCCCAGCUUGAUGCAAGGCGAUGUUCACAGGUCAUUACAAAGCUCCUGUAUCUUCUGAAUCAGGGGGAAACAUUUACAAAGGUUGAAGCUACAGAAGUAUUCUUUGCUGUCACAAAGCUUUUCCAAUCAAGAGAUAUCGGAUUAAGGAGAAUGGUUUAUUUGAUCAUAAAGGAGCUCUCUCCCUCUGCAGAUGAGGUUAUUAUUGUCACAAGCUCACUUAUGAAAGACAUGAAUAGCAAGACUGAUAUGUAUCGGGCAAAUGCCAUUCGAGUCCUUUGCCGGAUCACGGAUGGAACGCUUCUAACACAAAUUGAGAGAUAUUUGAAACAAGCUAUUGUUGACAAAAAUCCAGUGGUUGCUAGUGCAGCCCUUGUUAGUGGAAUCCAUUUACUCCAGACAAACCCAGAGAUUGUGAAAAGGUGGAGUAAUGAGGUUCAAGAAGCUGUUCAAUCAAGGGCAGCACUUGUACAGUUCCACGCCCUUGCUCUACUACACCAGAUAAGGCAAAAUGACAAAUUAGCUGUUAACAAGUUAGUUACCAGUUUGACCAAGGGGACUGUGCGUUCACCUUUGGCCCAGUGCCUCUUGAUUCGUUAUACUAGUCAGGUUAUCAGAGAAUCUGGUGUGAACAGCCAAACUGGGGACCGCCCAUUUUAUGACUAUCUUGAGGGUUGUCUUCGCCACAAAGCAGAAAUGGUUAUUUUUGAAGCAGCUAGGGCAAUCACAGAAUUUAGUGGUGUGACAAGCAGAGAACUGACUCCGGCGAUUACUGUUCUACAGCUCUUCUUAAGCUCUUCCAAGCCAGUGCUUCGCUUUGCUGCCAUCCGCACUUUGAACAAGGUGGCUAUGACACAUCCAAUGGCUGUAACAAAUUGCAAUAUAGACAUGGAGAGCUUGAUUUCUGACCAAAAUAGAAGCAUAGCCACUCUUGCCAUCACUACACUAUUGAAGACAGGCAAUGAGUCAAGUGUAGAACGAUUGAUGAAACAAAUUACCAAUUUCAUGUCUGACAUUGCUGAUGAGUUUAAGAUUGUUGUAGUGGAAGCCAUUAGAUCGUUGUGUUUAAAGUUCCCCCUCAAGUACAGAUCUCUGAUGAACUUCUUGAGUAAUAUUUUGAGGGAAGAAGGUGGUUUUGACUACAAAAAAUCAAUUGUUGAUUCAAUUGUUAUCCUCAUAAGAGACAUUCCAGAUGCAAAAGAAAGUGGGUUGCUUCACCUAUGUGAAUUCAUUGAGGAUUGCGAAUUCACUUAUCUUUCUACCCAGAUACUCCAUUUUCUUGGAAUUGAGGGACCUAAGACAUCAGAUCCCAGCAAAUAUAUACGUUACAUUUACAAUCGUGUAAUACUUGAGAAUGCAACUGUUCGGGCCAGUGCUGUUAGCACAUUAGCUAAGUUUGGUGCUAUGGUCGAUUCGUUGAAACCCCGUAUAUUUAUUUUGUUGAGACGCUGUCUCUUUGACAGUGAUGAUGAGGUUCGUGAUAGGGCUACCCUAUAUCUGAAUACUCUUGGAGGUGAUGGUGCAAUUGUUGAAACCGAUAAAGAUGUGAAAGACUUCCUCUUUGGGUCGCUGGAUGUGCCUCUGGUCAACCUGGAGACAAGUUUGAAGAACUAUAGUCAAGAACCUUCAGAAGACCCUUUUGAUAUUGAUUCUGUACCUAAGGAGGUUAAGUCUCUGCCACUUGCCGAGAAGAAAGCCCCUGGUAAAAAGCCAAUUGGUUUAGGUGCUGCUCCAGCUGGGCCCACAUCUGCAGUUGAUGCUUAUGAAAAGCUGCUUUCCUCUAUUUCAGAGUUCUCAAGCUUUGGGAAGCUUUUUAAGUCCUCACUGCCCGUGGAGCUUACUGAGGCUGAAACAGAAUAUGCAGUUAAUGUUGUCAAGCAUAUUUUUGAUAAACAUGUGGUGUUCCAGUUCAACUGCACAAAUACAAUUCCUGAGCAAUUACUGGAAAAUGUCACUGUUCUCAUGGAUGCCUCGGAAGCUGAGGAAUUUUCUGAAGUAGCAUCAAAACCUUUAAGAUCACUUCCAUAUGAUUCACCAGGACAAACAUUUGUGGCAUUUGAGAAACCGGAUGGUGUUCCUUCAGUCGGAAAGUUCUCUAACAUGUUGAAGUUUAUUGUGAAAGAGGUUGAUCCGACAACCGGUGAGGCUGAGGAUGAUGGCGUGGAAGAUGAAUACCAGCUGGAAGACCUUGAGGUUGUUGCAGCAGAUUAUAUGCUAAAAGUUGGGGUCUCCAAUUUUAGGAAUGCUUGGGAAAGCAUGGGCCCAGAUUGUGAGCGGGUAGAUGAGUAUGGCCUUGGCCCAAGAGAAAGCUUGGCAGAAGCUGUAAGUGCAGUCAUCAACCUUCUUGGCAUGCAGCCCUGUGAGGGCACGGAGGUUGUCCCAAAUGCCUCGAGAUCGCACACGUGCUUAUUGUCUGGUGUGUUCAUGGGCACGAAAGUGCUUGUUCGGCUGUCCUUUGGAAUUGAUGGGCCAAAGGAAGUUGCAAUGAAGCUUGCUGUUAGAUCCGAGGAUGAAUGUAUCAGUGAUGCUAUUCAUGAAAUCGUAGGAAGCGGCUAAGUAGGGAUUUAUUGAUUCAGUCAAUUGUAUUGCGAUUAAUUCCCCCUUUUUUUUUUCUUUUUUUUUUAAAUAGAUCUUUUGUGAAUGGGGUCAAAGGGUUAUGUAUAAGGCUCUCUAAAACAGAUUCAGCAGUUGUGAGAUGAACAACCAACCAACCAACCACUCUGACUGGAGAGUUUGGCUUGGUGAGAGGACUCUUCUACUACCAUAUCUUUCUUUCUUGUUAUGUGUAGGUUCUAUGAAGCGUGAUUGAUUUACUGUUGGUCGUAAAUGUGAAAUUAUUUUGACAUAUUUGGUCAUUGUCGUAUACAUUUGGAAUUUUUGAAACUAUAAUCACAACUUCAAUUUCCCCAUGUGAAUGGAUGGAUAUUUAUUAUUAUUUUUA